Aspergillus costaricaensis CBS 115574 is the source of this 902-nucleotide messenger RNA. RefSeq lists its product as uncharacterized. The record is from RefSeq and is a predicted model, not a curated record. Lineage: Eukaryota; Fungi; Ascomycota; Eurotiomycetes; Eurotiales; Aspergillaceae. The transcript is spliced from 2 exons. Bases 272 to 805 code for a protein of 177 amino acids.
CUAAUAACUAGCAUGGAUGCUGUCUCUAAAUUUCGUUAGUAUCUGCCUGCACCACUCCAUAGCACGAAGUCCCAGGCUCGUCUCCACAAACGGGAAACGCCAUCUCGCCAGCUCAUCCCCUUUGAGGUAUUAGGCGCUGCGGUGGCUUGUGUAGAGCUACUGCGAUCGUCCAAUGGGGGCGUCGGUGGCUCUGUAAUUCGCACGAGGGGGAUUAGAUAGUGAUGCCUGUCGCCGACAUCAUGCGCGCUUAUCAACUCGGCUCGGCGGCGGCAUGUGUCCCUUCAUCCGCCAGGACCGCCAGGCAGGAGGAUCAUCCUCAUCCUGUCGGAUACCAGUCACACCGAAGGACACAGGUCAACUACGGUGGCAAAAGCACAUUGCAGAGGCUGCGCCAGCUGAUUUCCACCCCCUGUUCAAUCAGAAUUCCCUUACAAUGGAUUCGCGUGCGCAGCUUUCUCCCAUGGGCCAGGGCUCCACUACUACUGUGGGUGGUCAUGCUACGAUAGGUUCCUGCUCAGCCGAUGUCUUAGCCUUCUUUCUACGUCGCAUAAUGCUUCUGCUCACCGUGUUCCACCAUCUUGCCGUGUUUCUGUGCCACUUCAUUCUCUCGAUGGCGUUGGAUUCGGCCUCCCGACCUUCUUCACAUCCAAAAGGGCGAGCUCCAUUCCGCCAUAUUUCAAAGGAUUAUGACCGCGUGGCGCAGUCCACCCUAUGUGUGAGAUUUUUGCGAGGCGAGACGACUGCUCUGGAUCUAGCUUUCUCUGGGAGGGUUCAUUUUAAGUUACCUACGAGCCAUAGUCUAUGACAGUCUGCAGGAGUGUCUAGAAGCUCAUAUACGACAUGAAUGUUCAUUAGUAUCAGCAUAGCAGAACAGGUUCUGGGUCUAGGUGGGUGAAAAGCUC